ACUGUUGCCUAGCAACGACUGCUACUAGCAAUGAUUUUCUUUCAUGACUGGGAUUCGAUUCUCCUACUAGGUUAGAAGCUUUCCUGAUCCACAAUGCAAAGUAAUAUAGGAAAAUACAGGGACAGCACUCCGAAAAUUCCUUUUGCAGGAAAAGUGUUUGAUCAAGGAGGAACCGCCAGCGAAUGUAUUCACCCGCCUGACCCAGAGCCAGAGGUUCCACAAGUUGUUCAGAAGUUUAGCAAUACAGAUGCAGGUCGACCAGUGUGUGGAACAGCAAGAAUUCAUCAUGGAAGAGCAAAUGACGCUGAUGAAGCAUCAAAAUUCUACCAUGGUGUCACAACGGCUGGUUCAUUGAAGGCUUCAGAUCUUGUUACCCCAAAACCAAAAACUCGAUUUCAAAGCAGUUUGGAAGCAAAGAAGGAAUCUUUAUAUGAAAGUCACAUCAAUAAACCACUCGGAAAGCCACGAGAUAACACUCCUUUUAUGUCAUCAAGCAUUGAUAGAUUGACAACAGCAUUUGGAAUUGCAACUCUGAAAAAUGAAAAAGCAGGAGAGGUUGUGAAUCCACCUAAAAGUCAAGAUCAAGUUUCUGAAGAAUCUCAAGUUGCUCAUGAACUCUACACAAUCAGUCAUAAUGAUUAUAAUGUUGGAGAAACGUAUGACAGAAGAUAUGAUUGGAGUCGGAUAUCAAGAGGUUCAGUAUUUGGAGUUGAAACUCCUCACUUCAAUGAUGGGAGACUCACAAGAAAAACACUGACGUGGUUGCACGACAAACAAGCUGAACGAGGAGCAAAAAUAGUGACAAAAAGAGUUGAUGACUUCCGAGAACGAAAUCAACCACAACUUGGGAAAGUCCAUGAUCCAAUUGCAGAUACUCUCAAUGUGCCGAGUGAUCACACUUUUGGAGUUCUACUUCGACCAGACGAGUACGGAGCAGGAGAUUUAUUGCAUGGACGUUCUCCUGAUACUUAUCUACGUGGUAGAGACAGGGAGAGAGGUGUUAUGCAUGCAAUUAGACAACAUCUAAAGAAAGCUAAUUAUCAUAAUUUUGAUAAUUUAUCAGCGGCAUUCAAGCAUUAUGAUACAAAUAACGAUGGAUUUAUUGACAAUGAAGAACUCCGUAAUGUUUGUUGGCAACUUAACGUACCGAUUGAAGAUGAAAUGCUUUUUCUUUUGAUGUCGUAUUGUGGAGGAGAGGAAGGCAAAAUUGAUUACCUAAAAUUUGCAAACUUCUUGAAUUGGAAAGACAAAAUGCCAAUUGUAUCUUCUGCUUCUCAAACUAAAACAGCUAUGGAUGUCAACACGAAAGAAGCCAUGCCUCCAGAAACCCCAACUCUCAAGAAACAAAUUGAUAAAGCACUCACAGAUCAUAAAACAUCAUCUUCGCUCAUUGGUGUUGGAGCGACAGGUGCUUUGCACAAUCUAGAAUAUCGAACUUAUGGUGUCCCUACUGUCAGAUCUGAUCUGCCCUCGCCAAGUUUAAGGCGAGUUAGUGACCGCACUAAUUAUGGCGAUGAAUCAGAUGCAUAUGGUCUCAUCAGCCCGUCCAUGUAUUCACAAAGAGGAGUUUAUGAGACGGACUUUUUCCAACCUAGAUCGAGAGAAGAGUUGAGAAGAAUUUUUGCAAACAUCGGAGUUGAAAUCACAGCUGAGAUGUUUGAAAAAUUAUGGAAUGCAGCACAACACAGGGAUCCCAGAGGAAAAGGGGAAGUAUCUGUGGAAACGUUUCGAAGCACCUUGGACGACGUACAAGCAAAUGCAAUUACAGCUUAACCCUAUACUUAUUUUCAACUCGUUAUAUCUUACUUUAUUUCAAUAUCAAAUUUAUUAUAUUAUAUGUGCCAGCACCGUCAGUUGAUAGUUGAGGUUUAAAAUUGUAUUGAGAAUCGUUCUAUCAAACGACAAAUUUGACUAUAUAGGAUUUAUACUUUAUUCAUUGCACUUUUGUGUUACUAAGAUUGAAUAUAGUUUAUUCAAAAAAAAUUUUGGAA
Messenger RNA from Styela clava, 1991 nucleotides. RefSeq names its product EF-hand domain-containing family member B-like. Gene Ontology annotation, molecular function: calcium ion binding. NCBI's taxonomy places the organism in Eukaryota, Metazoa, Chordata, Ascidiacea, Stolidobranchia, Styelidae. The record is from RefSeq and is a predicted model, not a curated record.